AAAAGCAGUACGGAUCAACAUUAGAAAGUAUUUUGAAAGUAUACGCGGUAUUUUGAAGCCACGAGAAAGAAAGUGACUGAAAAAAUCCCUAACCGAAAGUAUCGAGCCACUUCUGAAAUGGACAGAGACGCUAAAAGGGACGUGUUUUACUUGGUGAACAGUGAUGCAGAGAUGCACAUACAGGAACUUACACUCACUUUCAGCUUGACAUCUUCAACUAGAACAACUCAGAGAGCUGGAUGAAAAUGCUGCUAAACUUAACAUUAAUUAUCUUCAGUUUAAUCUUCAUGUCCUUCUCUGGUAAAUUUGUCUCUUCGUGUAUCUACAAAGCCACGGGGGAAAAAGCUGUGAUUUCAUUCGAUGGUGCAAAAUUACAAGAGGAAUAUGAACUGAAAUGGACACAUAAUAAAAACAGAGUUUAUUUUAAAAAAGGCUCAAAGGUUAAGGUCAAAGAGCUCGAUGUCGAUGAAGAUGGAUCUCUGAUACUGACGGACGUACAGAAGGAUAAAUCUGGAGAGUACAAGGGCAUCGUCUAUGAUUCAGAAGGAAGUUUAAUAAAGGAAACCGUACAGCAGCUCUGUGUCCUGGAGCCAGUGUCUGAACCUACAGUCGUGGUGGAGUGUGUAGAAAAAGGAGUAAACCUGACUUGUAGCGCAGAGAACCACCGUGAGGUGCUUGUGUCCUGGAUGAGAAAUCACAUGGAGGCUAAUGUGACACAUGCUUUUUUACACAUCAGUCUGUCCGAGAUCAAAUCUGGAGAUAGUUUCUCAUGCACAGUCAGCAACCAGAUAAGCCAGAAGUCAGCAAAAGAAGUUCAGCCCGCUUGCUCUGACGCAGAUACGUCUGAGAAGAGAUUUCUAUUUGGCUUGGAUUCGUGGUUGAUGCUGGUGAUCCUGACGGGGGGAGGAAGCUUCCUCAUCCUCUUCAUCAUCUGCUUAGUCGCUGUCUGCUGCUGCUGCGGACGAAACAAGAGGAAAGCAAAACGUGAAGAACAGCAUCAGCUUGUCUCUUUAAUGCCGUAUCUUUAAUACCUAAAUCAGCCUGAUGAGCAGAAAAAGGCAGCAUUCUCUUUCUGCUAGUUAUAAAAAGAUGAAACUAACCUCAGCUUGAUUCACAUCGACCUGUAUUUGAUCUGCUGUUAUUAAUAAGUACCUGUGGAAAUGGAAACAUAUCACACAGUGAUUUACAUUCAAUCUAAGGAUUACAUGAUCCUUUUUUCUUCACAACUCCUCCAGAUGGCAGCAAUGUGCUGAAAAAGCAAAUCAUGCUCCACUGAACUAGUAUUAGAAACAUAAUUGUGUUUGACAUAAAUGUGUGUUAACCAGGUCAGAUCAAGCAGAGUAAACAUUACAAAGUAUUUUAUUUUAAUAUGUUCAAUGUUUUCUGUUGCAAAAUAAAUGCAUAGACUAUUGUGUGACGUAAAAAUGACAAAAUAAAUAAAUAAAAUAAAA
Molecule: messenger RNA, 1451 nt
Organism: Puntigrus tetrazona (Sumatra barb)
Lineage: Eukaryota; Metazoa; Chordata; Actinopteri; Cypriniformes; Cyprinidae
Product: hepatocyte cell adhesion molecule-like
Exons: 6
Coding region: 240-1028 (262 amino acids)
Source: RefSeq, a predicted model, not a curated record